Asterias rubens (European starfish) is the source of this 1884-nucleotide messenger RNA. Its product is annotated as sodium-coupled monocarboxylate transporter 1-like. Bases 1 to 1884 code for a protein of 627 amino acids. Gene Ontology annotation, molecular function: symporter activity. Lineage: Eukaryota; Metazoa; Echinodermata; Asteroidea; Forcipulatida; Asteriidae. The record is from RefSeq and is a predicted model, not a curated record. Gene Ontology annotation, biological process: sodium ion transport; transmembrane transport. The transcript is spliced from 15 exons. Gene Ontology annotation, cellular component: membrane.
AUGUCGGAGGCUGAAGAGUUUAGCACUUUUGGGGUGUGGGAUUACGUAGUUUUUGGUGGGAUGCUUUGUAUUUCUCUCGCCAUUGGUUUUUACCAUGGAUGUACUGGUAAAAAGCAAAGCACUACGGAGGAAUUCCUGCUAGCAGACCGGAACAUGAACCCCAUCCCAGUUGCGAUGUCUCUAGUAGCAAGCUUCAUCUCUGCAAUCACAGUAUUGGGUACUCCAGCUGAGGUUUACAUCUAUGGCUCCAUGUUCUGGUUGUUUAGUUUUACUUACAUCUUUGUUGCCAUUUUCGUAGCGAGGCUCUUCAUUCCUAUGUUUUUCCGACUGAAUGUGACGAGUGCUAAUGAGUAUCUGGAGAAGCGCUUUAACAAGGUGGUACGAAUCUGUGGCACAUUGACUUUCUUUCUUUAUAUGGUAAUGUACAUGGGAAUUGUCAUCUACGCCCCCGCUUUAGCACUCAAUGCAGUGACCGGUUUAAGUUUGUGGGGCGCGGUUCUGGCAACUGGGUUGGUUUGCACAGUAUACACUACGGUGGGUGGUAUGAAGGCAGUGCUAUGGACAGACGUAUUCCAAACCUGCGUCAUGAUGGCAGGUUUUCUAGCUAUCAUCAUAGAGGGUUCCUCAAGACUUGGUGGUGUCGGAAACGUCUGGACGAUUGCAGAAGAAGGGGGAAGGAUCGACUUUUGGAAUUUUGAUUUUGACCCGACUAUUCGUCAUACGUUUUGGUCCAUUGUGAUUGGAGGAUCAUUCACGUGGUGUACUACCUUCGGGGUUAACCAGUCUCAAGUUCAGCGCUACAUGUCAACAGGAUCCUCCACAAAAGCAACCAUAGCCUUGUUUAUGGCGGCAUUUGGAAUGGUACUUGUUGUUUCUUCAGCCUGUUUCUCUGGCCUAGUGAUGUAUUCUUUCUAUGCUGAUAAACAAUGCGAUCCUUACUCAAGUAACAAGGUGGACCAAACAGAUCAGCUGAUUCCCUACUUCAUGUUGGAGUUAUUUGGAUCAAUCCCAGGUUUGCCUGGUCUCUUCACUUCAGCAGUCUUCAGUGCAGCUCUGAGCACCGUAUCAUCUGGAUUGAAUUCAUUGGCUGCAGUAACAGCUGAAGAUAUGGUCAAGCCAUGCUUUCCUCGUAUGAGCCAAUCUAGGUACACACUAACAACCAAACUCAUCGGAUUGGGGUUUGGUUUGCUGUGCAUCCUUAUGGCUUAUGUUACUUCUCUUCUCAAUCAGGGUGUUUUGCAGUUGGCACUGAGUCUUUUCGGCAUAACAGGAGGUCCUCUACUCGGACUUUUCAGCCUCGGUCUGUUCUUCCCAUGGAGUAAUUCAAAGGGUGCUGCAACUGGAUUGAUCUGCGGUCUUUCCUUUGCAUUCUGGGUUGGUAUUGGGGCUAUUAUAUACCCACCAUACGCCUAUAAGCCUCCAUUAAUAACCAGCGGAUGUAAUUUUACAUUGACUACAAGCUCCCCGCUCAUGACCACGGAGGUACCCACUGAGCAAGAAAUUCCGAGUAUUGCCAAUCUGUACACAUUAUCCUACUCUUGGUAUGCAUGCGUGUAUUGGCUGGUGACAGUAUUUGUGGGAUUGCUCGUCAGUUUUCUAACAGGGGCAACCAGGAGUAAGGACAUUGAUCCCGUUUUGAGGUCACACUGUGUGGAUGGCUUGUAUUGCUUUCUACCUGAAGUUAUCAAGAAACCUUUGCGAUGUGGGGAUGACAAGUUGAUUGACAAGAAGGAAGACAAAGAAGAGAUGAUGGUAUUGGAUGAGAAGACCGGUAACAUGAUCGGUACUGGUGAUGUCACUAUGGCAACGGAGGACGCCAGUGACGACACCAAAAAGGAAGAUGCUUGUUAUGAGAACCCAUUACCUGUAAAUCCAGUUGCUUAG